Rhagoletis zephyria (snowberry fruit fly) is the source of this 2773-nucleotide messenger RNA. Its product is annotated as lipase 3-like. The record is from RefSeq and is a predicted model, not a curated record. NCBI's taxonomy places the organism in Eukaryota, Metazoa, Arthropoda, Insecta, Diptera, Tephritidae. Gene Ontology annotation, biological process: lipid metabolic process.
GCUAAUUUUUCACAUUUACGCGUGUCGUAUGCCCGUUUGCCUGUUUGUUGCUUCAAGCGUAUUUUCUAUUUGUACGCACAUGCGCUUACGCUUUUGACUUGUGCAACAGAUCGCCGCGGCCGUACAUUUUUGGGCGCGUUUGCCGCGUAACUAAAUUUUAUUUGCACACAUUUUUCGCGUGCUGCUGCAAAUAAACAGAAAGACUACGUUGACGACGACGCGACAACGAUGCUGAAAAGUGAAAAUAUUUGUUACCGGAUUUUUGGCCUGUGGCCGCUGGCGUUGGUCUUUUUGAUUACACUACAGCUGCUGGUCGGCACCGCGGAGGCCUUCACUAUACUCUCGCCAUUCAGUUACACAUCGUUGAGUUUUAAGAAUCUACUAAACUCGGUGCUAUUGGCGAGUAAUGCGAAUUUGGCUGGCGGUGGCCGAAAUCUCAAAUCAGAUGUGCUCGAGGAUGCGUCUUUGAUAACGCCGAAAUUAAUACGCAAGUACGGUUAUCCAUCGGAGACGCAUACCGUGGUGACAAAGGAUGGCUAUAUCCUGGAGAUGCAUCGCAUACCGAAGCGCGGCGCCCAGCCGGUGCUGCUGAUGCACGGCAUACUGGACACGUCGGCCACGUGGGUGCUAAUGGGGCCCAAGUCGGGGUUGGGUUAUAUGCUCUCCGACCUGGGCUACGAUGUGUGGAUGGGCAAUGCGCGUGGCAAUCGCUAUUCGAAAAAUCACACCAGCCUCAAUAGCGAUUACCAGGAAUUCUGGGAUUUCACCUUUCACGAAAUGGGCAAAUACGAUUUGCCCGCAAACAUCGAUUAUAUCCUCAGCAAAACAGGCUACGACCAAUUGCACUACGUGGGACACUCGCAGGGCACAGCCGUCUUUUGGGUCCUCUGUUCGGAGCAGCCCUCCUACACACAAAAAAUUCUCUCCAUGCACGCAUUGGCGCCGAUCGCCUUCAUCUCGGACAUGAAGAGUCCACUGUUUCGUACUUUGGUGGUUUUUCUGGAUUUCCUCACGGCGGCGACGCGCAUGUUACGCAUUACUGAAUUUAUGCCCAACACAAAGCUGUUUGUGGAUCACAGCCAGGUGGUGUGUCAUGACAAUGCAAUGACACAGGACGUCUGUUCGAAUAUCCUGUUUCUGGUGGCCGGCUACAAUUCGGAGCAGUUGAACAAGACUAUGCUGCCUGUCAUGCUAAGUCACACACCCUCCGGCGCAUCAAUCAAGCAACUGGAGCACUUCGGGCAACUCAUGAAGUCGGGACAUUUUCGUAAAUUCGAUCGUGGCUAUUUGCGCAAUCAACUCGAAUAUAAUCGCAUCACACCGCCCGAUUAUGAUCUGUCCAAGGUGAAGGUGCCGGUCGCACUCUAUUACUCGAUGAACGACAUGCUGGUGUCGACGACGGGCGUCGAUCGUUUGGCGCGCGAAUUGCCCAAUGUGAUUGACAAAUAUUUGGUGCCCAUGGAGAAGUUCAAUCAUUUGGACUUUUUAUGGGCGAUCGAUGUCAAGUCGCUCGUGUACAAUCGCCUUGUGAGGAAUAUUCGACGCGUGGAGAAUUAUAAGCAAAAGCAGACGCAACAAAUUAAUGCGAGCAUACAACAGUUAGGUGCGCAAUUGCAGCAACAGCAACAGCAACAACAACAACAAGAAGAAGAGCUGCGCAAACAGCAGCUAGUACAACAACAGCAAGUGGAACCAAAACAACAACAGAGAAGCGUCAAUUUGCGUUCGCAAUCAAACUUAAAUUAUCAUUCGAUUUCAGCCGCCAAUGUAAAUUCCAAUACAAUUGGCAGCGCUAGCCAGCGCGUAAAUGUGCGCUUACACCCGCAUAGCGUACUUCAUGCGGUGCGCGUAGCGUUGCCAAAGAUCAUGCCGACGCCAGCGACAACACCAAUGCCCACGCAAACGACUUCGCUGCCGCUGCUGUUAAUGACGACAACGUCGACGACCCGUUCAAAAUUCAUAACCAAUUUGACACCGAAUUUUCAAACGAAUCCACCCAUAAGCAUCGAUUCUAACUCGAAUGUGAAUCAAGAUUCAACUGUGAUAAUUCCGAAUGUACACCCGGUUUAUAAGCCAGAGGACGAUGGGGGUGCGGAAGCGCCUAAGGGUUCUGAUGGCGAUGAAAGUUCUAGAGGAGACACAAGUACCACGCCACAGUGGUCAGGCGAUUCGAGUACCGAGCUCAAUGCGGAAGUUACGACAGUAAUGGCCUUGCUUGAAAGGCCGCAUGUGCCAGCGAGCGCGUGAGGCAUAACCUGAUUUACAUUAGUUUUAGCAACGCUUUAGUUAGGUGUUAUAUGUCUAUUUUAAGUUUUUACGUGUUUGAUUUUUUUUUUUUUUUAAUUAUUUUCGUUUCAUAGAUAGCUUGGCUAACCUUUUUCAUUUUCAGAAUUCCACACUUUGGUUUAUUCACGUUUGCUUUUAACAAUUUUUAUUUUUUAUGUUUAGAUUAUUUUUGCUUUUAGAUCCUUGUAAAUCAAUAUUUGAUCACAUCACAAAAGUUAAUUUUAAUAUUGUGUUUAAUGUAGGUAUGCGGAAGUUAUCCUUGUAGCCAAAAUUCUAUAGAGUAAACAGUGGACGUGACCACCUCCAAGCUCCAAUGUUUUGCCAACCUAUAACAACCUGUGGAGCAAGAGCUUGAGCCGCAAGAACUAUUUUAGCGACAGAACGGUUGCCAAAUAAAUUUUGUUACAAACGGAUUUGAGUAAUAUUGAGUAUAUUAUCUAUAAAUAUAGAGAAAUUAGGGUCUUCGUUGCCACAAGUUCUAUCUCCA